Messenger RNA from Symphalangus syndactylus (siamang), 2572 nucleotides. RefSeq names its product endothelin receptor type B (gene EDNRB). Gene Ontology annotation, cellular component: plasma membrane. Gene Ontology annotation, biological process: regulation of blood pressure; vasoconstriction; developmental pigmentation. Gene Ontology annotation, molecular function: endothelin receptor activity. Lineage: Eukaryota; Metazoa; Chordata; Mammalia; Primates; Hylobatidae. The record is from RefSeq and is a predicted model, not a curated record.
GGGGAAAGGUUGCAGCGGGGUCGGAAGGCGCGGGAGGAGUCUGGCGGUGAUUGAUGGGGAAGGGAUGAAUGAAUAAAAGUACUUGUCUGAUGGCAGCAGAGACCCCGAGCAAACGGUGUAGGCUACACUGUCUGGCAUUCUCGCAGCGUUUCGUCAGAGCCAGACCCGCCUGCAGCUCAAGGGAGGCGUGCUCCUCUCCCAGAGCAGGCUGGAACCCAGGUGGGUUCCGCGUCCCGGGAAGGUGGUCUCCAUUCGUCGCUCUGCAUCUGGUUUGUCAGAUCCGAGAGGCUCUGAAACUGCGGAGCGGCCACCGGACGCCCUCUGGAGCAGGCAGCAGCAUGCAGCCGCCGCCAAGUCUGUGCGGACGCGCCCUGGUUGCGCUGGUUCUUGCCUGCGGCCUGUCGCGGAUCUGGGGAGAGGAGAGAGGCUUCCCGCCUGCCAGGGCCACUCCGCUUUUACAAACCGCAGAGAUAAUGACGCCACCCACUAAGACCUUAUGGCCCAAGGGUUCCAACGCCAGUCUGGCGCGGUCGUUGGCACCUGCGGAGGUGCCUAAAGGAGACAGGACGGCAGGAUCUCCGCCACGCACCAUCUCCCCUCCUCCGUGCCAAGGAUCCAUCGAGAUCAAGGAGACUUUCAAAUACAUCAACACAGUUGUGUCCUGCCUUGUGUUCGUGCUGGGGAUCAUCGGGAACUCCACACUUCUGAGAAUUAUCUACAAGAACAAGUGCAUGCGAAACGGUCCCAAUAUCUUGAUCGCCAGCUUGGCUCUGGGAGACCUGCUGCACAUCGUCAUUGACAUCCCUAUCAAUGUCUACAAGCUGCUGGCAGAGGACUGGCCAUUUGGAGCUGAGAUGUGUAAGCUGGUACCUUUCAUACAGAAAGCCUCCGUGGGAAUCACUGUGCUGAGUCUAUGUGCUCUGAGUAUUGACAGAUAUCGAGCUGUUGCUUCUUGGAGUAGAAUUAAAGGAAUUGGGGUUCCAAAAUGGACAGCAGUAGAAAUUGUUUUGAUUUGGGUGGUCUCUGUGGUUCUGGCUGUCCCUGAAGCCGUAGGUUUUGAUAUAAUUACAAUGGACUACAAAGGAAGUUAUCUGCGAAUCUGCUUGCUUCAUCCCGUUCAGAAGACAGCUUUCAUGCAGUUUUACAAGACAGCAAAAGAUUGGUGGCUGUUCAGUUUCUAUUUCUGCUUGCCAUUGGCCAUCACUGCAUUUUUUUAUACCCUGAUGACCUGUGAAAUGUUGAGAAAGAAAAGUGGCAUGCAGAUUGCUUUAAAUGAUCACCUAAAGCAGAGACGGGAAGUGGCCAAAACCGUCUUUUGCCUGGUCCUUGUCUUUGCCCUCUGCUGGCUUCCCCUUCACCUCAGCAGGAUUCUGAAGCUCACUCUUUAUAAUCAGAAUGAUCCCAAUAGAUGUGAACUUUUGAGCUUUCUGUUGGUAUUGGACUAUAUUGGCAUCAACAUGGCCUCACUGAAUUCCUGCAUUAACCCAAUUGCUCUGUAUUUGGUGAGCAAAAGAUUCAAAAACUGCUUUAAGUCAUGCUUAUGCUGCUGGUGCCAGUCAUUUGAAGAGAAACAGUCCUUGGAGGAAAAGCAGUCGUGCUUAAAGUUCAAAGCUAAUGAUCACGGAUAUGACAACUUCCGUUCCAGUAAUAAAUACAGCUCAUCUUGAAAGAAGAACUAUUCACUGUAUUUCAUUUUCUUUAUAUUGGAUCGAAGUCAUUACAACAAAAUGAAACAUUUGCCAAAACAAAACAAAAAACUAUGUAUUUGCACAGUAUACUAUUAAAAUAUUAAGUAUAAUUAUUUUAACACUCAUAGCUACAUAUGACAUUUUAUGAGCUGUUUACGGCAUGGAAAGAAAAUCAGUGGGAAUUAAGAACGCCUCAUCGUGAAAGCACUUAAUUUUUUACGGUUAGCACUUCAACAUAGCUCUUAAUAACUUCCAGGAUAUUCACACAACAUUUAGGCUUAAAAAUGAGCUCACUCAGAAUUUCUAUUCUUUCUAAAAAGAGAUUUAUUUUUAAAUCAAUGGGACUCUGAUAUAAAGGAAGAAUAAGUCACUAUAAAACAGAACUUUUAAAUGAAGCUUAAAUUACUCAAUUUAAAAUUUUAAAAUCAUUUAAAACAACUUUUCAAUUAAUAUCAUACCAUUGAUCACACUGUAAUUAGAUGCAAAUGAGAGAGCAGUUUAGUUGUUGCAUUUUUUGGACACUAGAAACAUUUAAAUGAUCAGGAGGGAGGAACAGAAACAGCAAUGCUGUUUUUGAAAAUCAUUACACUCCUUUCACUAGAAGCCCAAACCUCAGCAUUCUGCAAUAUGUAACCAACAUGUCACAAACAAGCAGCGUGUAACAGACUGGCACAUGUGCAAGCUGAAUCUAAAAUAUAAUACUUUUAAAAAGAAAAUUAUUACAUCCUUUACAUUCAGAUAAGAUCAAACCUCACAAAGAGAAACAGAAUGUUUGAAAGGCUAUCCCAAAACACUUCUUUGAAUCUGUUAUUCACAUACCCUGUGAAGACAAUACUAUCUACAAUUUUUUCAGGAUUAUUAAAAUCUUCUUUUUCACUAUCGUA